Aspergillus ochraceoroseus IBT 24754 is the source of this 546-nucleotide messenger RNA. Its product is annotated as putative ubiquitin conjugating enzyme (UbcK). The record is from RefSeq and is a predicted model, not a curated record. The transcript is spliced from 3 exons. NCBI's taxonomy places the organism in Eukaryota, Fungi, Ascomycota, Eurotiomycetes, Eurotiales, Aspergillaceae. The coding region runs from base 1 to 546 and encodes 181 amino acids.
AUGGACUACAGCAUGGAAGAUACUCAGAACUCAGCCCCUCACGCGCACGAAGCCUCGAAGCUGGGGUCAUCUGCCCAGAGGAGUGACACGCAGGGCGUGACCAAGCGCUUGCAGUCCGAACUCAUGCAGCUGAUGAUGUCUCCUUCUCCUGGUAUCUCAGCUUUCCCCGAUGCCGAUGGGAACCUCCUUUCAUGGACCGCUACUAUCAGCGGACCGUCCGAGACGCCCUAUGAGGGUUUGACAUUCAAACUCUCCUUCUCGUUCCCCAACAACUAUCCCUACUCUCCACCUACUGUGCUCUUCAAGACCCCAAUCUACCAUCCGAAUGUCGACUUCUCCGGCCGUAUCUGUCUGGAUAUCCUGAGGGAUAAGUGGAGUGCCGUAUACAAUGUGCAGAACGUCUUGCUGAGUCUCCAGAGUCUUCUUGGGGAGCCCAACAAUGCGAGCCCCUUGAACGCUCAAGCCGCCGAACUUUGGGACACAAACCAGGAGGAAUACAAGCGUCAUGUCCUCGCUAGACACCGUGACAUUGAAGAUAUUGAAUAA